AUUAUUCAUUCGGAUUGUAUUUGGGGUUUACGUACAAAUUGAUCCAAAAUGGCAGCCUCCAUGUUCCGAAAAGGUUUAUAUAGAGCGCGAAGUUUUUGUGUCAUAAAGCAUGAACUGGAGUCAGUGUUUUCACUACAGAGACAACAGUGUCGUCUCAGAAAGACAGCAGCUGUUUCUAAAAAGUCAAAAAGAGAUGAACCAGUAGUGCCAGUGAAGAAAUUCCUGAGACAGACACCUAUACAUAGUAUAUACAUCAUGGAGGAUUAUCCGGUACAGAAAUUUGGGUUUGAGGAGUGUGUUGAAAUGCACAAGGAGGCUGCCCAACCAAAGAUGACCAAUACUCUACAUGCACAAAUCUAUGCUGAUAUACAGCUUAACAUGAACACCAAUAAAAAGACAAAGUUUAUGAGGAAUAUACGAGGGUUGUUAGAGUUUCCACACAAGUUUGAUCAUCAACAGAAGAAAGAUAUUUUUGUUUUUAGUGAGAAUCCAUUAGACUGGGAACGUUGUAAAGAACUGGGAGCUACGACUGUUGGAGGUGAAGAAAUUAUUGGUUAUAUAAGCCAGGGUAUUAUCAGUAAAUCUGAUAUUGAAAAAUGUGAUUUUAUGUUCGCCACACCAGCCAUAGCAGCAAAACUCUUAAAACAGAGAGGACUUUUGAUGGACAAAACACCAACGUUAACCAAUGGAUGUAUAGUGUCUGAAUUUGAACCAGUAUUAAAGAAAUAUAUGGAAGGUGUAAAGUAUAAAUCUCACAAAGAAUCUGACAGUAUUGGCAGAGUUCAGAUUCCCUUUGGACAGCUUAACCAGGAGACUGAGGAAUUAGAAGAAAAUUUUACCUACAUGUUAUCUGUAUUAUCCGGUUUAAAACCUAAAAAUCAAGCGGCAUUAUUACAGACUAUGCGACUUAUAGCCCCACCAUCUACAGAGAUAUUUGAACUAGAUCUAGAAACUUACAGACAACGACUAGUGGAGAGUCAGAGCAAAACUGAGGAAGACUCAGACGAGGAUGACUAAAGUGCUUUGUUUGAAAACUGAUAAAACUGUAUUUAAAAUAAAUAAAUAUGUUGUGUAUUA
This is a messenger RNA of Mercenaria mercenaria, 1077 nucleotides long. Its product is annotated as 50S ribosomal protein L1-like. The transcript has 9 exons. The coding region runs from base 49 to 1017 and encodes 322 amino acids. The record is from RefSeq and is a predicted model, not a curated record. Lineage: Eukaryota; Metazoa; Mollusca; Bivalvia; Venerida; Veneridae.